Molecule: messenger RNA, 1635 nt
Organism: Rhodofomes roseus
Lineage: Eukaryota; Fungi; Basidiomycota; Agaricomycetes; Polyporales; Fomitopsidaceae
Product: cytochrome P450 monooxygenase
Exons: 14
Coding region: 1-1635 (544 amino acids)
Molecular function (GO): monooxygenase activity; heme binding; oxidoreductase activity, acting on paired donors, with incorporation or reduction of molecular oxygen
Source: RefSeq, a predicted model, not a curated record
AUGGCUCUAGCUGAUUCCAUCGUGCAGUCUCUUCUGGUUCUUCUGGUUACAUACCUUGUGUGGUGGAUCUGCCGAAGACUAAUCACAAGAUCGCCACUCGACAACAUACCAGGUCCGCCCCCUGCGUCGUUCUUGACCGGUCACCUCCCUGCAUACUUCGAUCGCCAUGGCACAGAUUUCCAAAGGCAGAUUGCUCACAAGUAUGGGCCGGUUGUCAAGAUGCAGGGCAUGUUUGGUCAAUCCCUCCUAUAUGUAUACGAUCCUAGGGCGCUUCAUACAAUGGUGAUCAAAGAACAAUCAGUCUAUGAUGAAGAGGAACUGUUCGUGAAAGCAAAUGUUCUCAUCUUCGGGCCAGGUUUGCUAUCCGUACUUGGCGAGCAACACAAGAAACAACGCAAGAUGCUGAACCCCCUGUUCUCUGCGGGGCAUAUGCGCAACAUGCUGCCGAUUUUCUACAAUGUCGCAGAGAAGCUACGGGAUACCUUUUUGGAGCGGGUGCACGAUGGACCGUGUGAAUUAGACGUGCUCAACUGGAUGGGUCGCGCCGCCCUUGAGCUCAUCGCCCAAGGCGGCAUCGGCACGUCGCUCGACCCGCUAGUCGACGACAACCCAGACGCGUAUACCAACAGCCUCAAGGCACUUGUACCGACCCUGUAUAACCUCGGUCUCCUCCGGUUUGCCCUCCUCAUACCGUACAUCUGCGAUGUCGGCCCGGCUUGGCUCCGACGGCGGCUCGUCGACAUGAUCCCUCAUGAAGAGCUCCGCAAAAUGACGGGCAUCAUCGAUUCGAUUGCAAGCAAGUCCGUUGAGAUUUACACACUGAAGAAGGCAGCUCUCCAGGAAGGCGAAGAAGAGACAUCGAGACAAGCAGCGGAGGGCAAGGAUGUCAUCAGCGUACUUAUGCGGGCAAAUAUAUCAGCCUCAGAUGCAGACAGGCUGUCAGAGGACGAGAUAAUAGCUCAGAUGACCACGCUAUUGUUCGCUGCCAUGGAUACAACGUCCAAUAGCACGGUGAAGAUCCUCGAACGCCUUGCACAGAACCCGGAUAUCCAGGAGAAACUGCGCAAGGAAGUCACUGCAGCCCAGAGUGCGGGGCGACUGUCUUACGACGAGCUAAUGCGGCUGCCCCUCCUCGACGCUGUUAUCCGAGAAACACUCCGAGUCGACCCACUCGCCAACCUAGUCACACGACAACCUAAGAAGGACGUCAUCCUACCCUUGUCCGAACCCAUUCAAGGACGAGACGGCAAAACGAUCCGUGAAAUCCCCAUCCCGAAGGGCACGCAGAUCAUCGUCGGCGUCCUGGGGUCCAACACGAACAAGGCGCUCUGGGGCGACGACGCACUGGAGUGGAACCCAGAACGCUGGCUCGCGCCGCUUCCCAGUGCCGUCACGGAUGCGCCAAUCCCCGGGGUGUAUUCCAACUUGAUGACCUUCUUGGGCGGUGGCAGGUCGUGCAUCGGAUUCAAAUUCUCCGAGUUGGAAAUGAAGGUCAUACUGUCCGUGCUGUUGUCGACCUUCAAGUUCGAGUUGACCGACAAACCGGUGGUGUGGAAUGUCGCCUCGGUUCGGUACCCCACUGUAGGAACAGAGAGCAACUACGCGGAAAUGCCGAUGAAGGUGAGCUUAGUGUAG